AUGGCGUCUCUUGGCCUCUCUAUCGAUCCUGGGAAGGUGAUUUCUCCGCUGUUUACACGUCCAGCUCGGAUAAUAUCGGUAGUGGCUGGCGUAUGGGCUGGUGCCUGGGGCACGUACUAUCUACUACGGGAACUGAAACGGUGUACGACGCUGGCAAAACGUCGACGAAAGUAUCCGCUUCCUAAACGCCAUGGCGAUGAAUCGCAGUGGUUUGGGCAUGUUACCUCUGAAGAGCGGAAGAACAUCGUAUCGCAUUUUAGCUCGAUGAAGUUUUGCGGUCGCUACCUAAAUGUCACACCUGAGUGGCGUGAACAAGGCAUCUGGGAAUGGAUGUGGUGGAAGUUGGUUGAUUCGGUCCUUUGGAACAAGGUUUUUGGGUUCGAUGGUGGUUUGUCACACGAUUUGAAGGACCCGAAAGGGCGUGCUCAUUUGGAAGCUGUGUUGCCAGUGCACCCCUUAGAUACGAAGCAGUUGUGGGGUACAAGUCGUGAUACAUCUACUCCAUCAAAUCUGGACAAGCCUGCUGCGUUUGAAUCGGGUGCAUCGUAUACAUGGCUAGGUCAAAGCACAUGCCUUGUACAGAUGCAUGGUGUGACGAUCUUGACGGACCCUGUGUUUGGCGACCAACCGAUUCCCAGUAUUUUCAGUCCGAAUCGUAUGCGACCUAUGCCUUGUACGAUCCAUGACCUUGUUGACUUGGGGACGAUCGAUAUCGUGCUGGUAUCACACAACCACUUUGAUCAUCUGGAUCUAUCCAUUGUGCCUAAGCUCUCUGAACAUGUUCAGUGGAUUGUGCCUACCGGGGUAGGCUACUUGCUUGAGCAACGUGGUGUCGCUCCGACGCACAUUAGUGAACUGGGCUGGUGGGAUGAGACUGUAUGGCAACAUACUGUGCAUGUACGCACGGCUACGUCGACCACACGUGAAGCCAAGCGACGGCUGGAUGUGGCUGCUGUGCCUGCCAGUCACUGGAGUGCACGAUCACUUUGGGACGUAAAUCGGAGCCUAUGGAAUUCGUACGUCGUUCGUUGUGGUGCACGUGGACGUCGUACGAUCUCUUUGUUCUUUUGUGGCGAUUCUGGGUACAGUCCUUCUCUCUUUUCCGCGAUUGGACGCAUGUAUGGUCCGUUUGAUGUAGCGGCUAUCCCCAUUGGCUCGUAUGAACCACGAUGGCACCUGAGCUUGCAACACAUGGAUCCGCAUGGCGCUGUGUGUGUCGCGAAGGACAUUGGCGCGCGAUCCAGUUUUGGGAUGCAUUGGGGCACAUGGUGUAUGAGUGAUGAGCGAUGGGAUGCGCCUCUACAUGACCUGGCCACGGCAUUGCAAGCCGAAGGCAAGUCGUCCAAAUUUCUACGAACAGUAGCGAUGGGUGCGACGCAUGUGCUGUCUGUGUAA
Messenger RNA from Malassezia pachydermatis, 1395 nucleotides. RefSeq lists its product as hypothetical. Gene Ontology annotation, molecular function: N-acylphosphatidylethanolamine-specific phospholipase D activity. The record is from RefSeq and is a predicted model, not a curated record. Gene Ontology annotation, biological process: N-acylethanolamine metabolic process; N-acylphosphatidylethanolamine metabolic process. Gene Ontology annotation, cellular component: cytoplasm; membrane-bounded organelle. NCBI's taxonomy places the organism in Eukaryota, Fungi, Basidiomycota, Malasseziomycetes, Malasseziales, Malasseziaceae. Bases 1 to 1395 code for a protein of 464 amino acids. The transcript has a single exon.